This is a messenger RNA of Ictalurus punctatus (channel catfish), 7196 nucleotides long. It is a transcript of the gene cdr2a, whose product is annotated as cerebellar degeneration-related protein 2a. The coding region runs from base 1351 to 2583 and encodes 410 amino acids. The record is from RefSeq and is a predicted model, not a curated record. The transcript has 5 exons. Lineage: Eukaryota; Metazoa; Chordata; Actinopteri; Siluriformes; Ictaluridae.
GCUUUUAAACUGUCCGCCUACGUCCAUCUCUGAAUAAUCCUAUUCCUUAGACAUGAAGACCUUCCUAUUCCUCAGAUAUCAUUCUGACACCUUUAAUGCACCAUUAUGUCCUAAAUAUUCCACUAAAAUUGCACUGUACCUUUAGUAUUAACCUAUUUAAUCUAAAAUAUUUUAUAUAUACACGCAUCUUCAUCACUGCUUAUAUUAUACUUCUAUAUCCUAUUUAUACUCUUUAAAAAUAUAUAUUUUUUAUUGAGUUAAUGAGGGCAAAAAAAAAAAAAAAAUCCCAGACUGUUUUAUUUUCUAUAUUUGAAGCAGGUUAAUAUGUCUAACACAUAAAAAAAAAAUAAUAAUUAUAUAUAUUUGAGGCUAUUUCCGGUUUGGAUGCAUAAUAAUGCACCUUAUAUAUUAUAGGCUUAGAUAUGCGAGUUUAUAAACGCUAGUACGCAUCCUCACUGCAGAUAAACAGUAUUUACUUCAUUAUUUCUUCAUGUCCCAGUAUGCUGGGGUUAAUCUGUAUAAAAAUAUGUGUUUUUAAUGCGUUUUGUUUAGUUCCUCUCAUCAAAACUUUACCGCAUUGCAAAAAAAAAAAAAAAAAAAAAACAACCGGGCUUGUUGAGAAAGCGCAUACUUCCCCACUAAACAGUGUGCGAGAGCAGGACGCCAGUGCAGGCGUGAAUACUACUCUCACAUACUCGCUAGAGCGGUAGUAUGCGGAUUGGAAGGCAGCCAGGACGGUUCCUAAGCAACGGCGUCACUGGAAGGUCACGCGCCGCGAGGCAACGGUUUAAAUCGCGCUUCCGCAUUUAAAAAUAAAUAAAUAUUUUUUGGUUAAAAUAUUUAAUUAUUAUUAUUAUUAUUAUUAUUAUUAUUCAUAAUAAUAAAACUCACAGGUUUAUAUUAACCCGCUCGUCGUAAUACUUCGUAAUCGUUUCCAUAGCAACCGCUCGUUCACAGGGACUUGUACAGCGCAUGCGCCGUGUAACCAACUCUAUUCAUUAAUAAGCAGAUUUUAAAAACAACAACAACGUUUUUUGUUUGUUUGUUUGUUUUGUUUUGUUUUUAGCAAAGAAAACAAGUAUAAUCGUUGAUCUGGUGUCGUUUCCUGUAAGGAGAUGUUUAUUUAAUCAUUUUUUCUAACGGAAGGAGUCUCCAGUGUCAGCUGUAACGUUUAAGGACAGGAUCUUUUUUAAAAAAUUGUUUUUUUUUUCCCAUGCUUUUGUGGUAUUUCGAGAGGGAGAAAAACUGGGAGGACAGGAGCUAACUCGGUCGGACGGUUUCGCGGAACAUCCGUGACGUUAAAUACGACUAUAAACGGAUAAAAAAACGAGUCGUUUGAUUCGUCAAUCGAUGAAAACAUUGUACAAACCGGAUUCCGGUACACUUCUCAAAAAUCUACACUUGGCUGCAGAGUUGGGAAAGACUCUGCUGGAGAGGAACCAUGAUCUGGAGCAGGGCCUUCAGGAGAUGUACUCCACCAAUCAGGAGCAGCUGCAGGAGAUCGAGUACCUGAACAAGCAGGUGGAGCUGCUGAGGCAGAUGAACGAUCAGCACACUAAAAUGUACGAGCAGCUGGACGUGGCGGCGCGAGACCUGGAGACGACCAACCACAGGCUGGUGCUGGACAACCGCGCGGCCCAGGGAAAGAUCCUGAGCCUGACCGAGACGGUCGACGGUCUGCAGUCUCACAUGGAGGGUCUGCAGAAGCAGGUGGAGGAGCUGAAGGCGUCGCAGUCGGAGCGCUCGAGGAGAGAACGCGCCGAAACUCGCCGAGGCCUAUCGGCUCAGAGCGUCUCCUGCGUCUACGACCUGCACCGGGACACGCGUCUGAGCUCAGAGAGCCUCAGUGACGGUCUCUCGUGGUGGGCGCUGGAUGCUGGCCAGGUGGAGGAGGAGAAAUCCACCCUGCAGAGCGCGUUGCGUAGCCUGCACACCCAGCUGGGAACUGAGCGCGAGCGUCGGGAAGCGGCGGAGAAGGUUAUGGAGCUGACCGAGCGAGAAAACCGGGCGCUGGAGGAACGGCUGGCGCAGCUGGAGAGGACACGACGGCACCAAGCCGAACUGGAGGCCGAGGUGGAGGAGCUGCGGCAGCUGUGGCGCUCGGAAACGCCGAGCGUCCGACCUACAGACUCGCUCGUAGCCGACGACGUGGUCUUCCUCGCCGAAGAGGAGAAGGGGGCGGAGUCAGGGGUGGAGGUGGUAGAGGAAGAGGAAGGGUCAGAGCAGGAACUGAGACGCGGGCACGAGCUGACGUGUAUACGCCGCUCGGAGGCAGUGAGGCAGCGCGGCAUCUCUCUGCUGAACGAGGUGGACGCGCAGUACAGCGUCCUGAAGACCAAAUACGAGGAGCUGCUGCUGCGCUGCCAACGCGGAGACCGAGUGCCGGCGCACAAAGCCGUCCAGACGCCCGGCGCAGCCCUCGAAACGCGGUCGACCUCCCUCACGGACGACUCGUACCAGCCCGAGUACAGGGCACUCUUCAAGGAGAUCUUCACAUGUAUCCAGAAGACCAAAGAGGACCUGAGUGAGAACAGGGCCACGCCCAGGGCCACGCCCAGGGCCACACCCAGGCACAAUCAGUGACUCUGGAUGGUUGUUGUUGUUGUUGUUGUUGUUGUUUUCUGGGGGGUUGACCAGCAGUAUUCUCCGUCUGUUUAAAAAAAUUUGUGUUCGUUCAUGUAAAAUGCAUCCUUCAGAGUGUUUAGGUGCUGACCUACCGCAGUGCAUUGUGGGAUAUCAGGUGUGUGUCGGAUAUUCCACCCUAGGCGUUUUAGAAAUGAUUCCCUAAUCAAUACGCUCUAUCGUAAACACGCUGAACAUGACGGUGUCGUAAACACGACCGCGGCCCGACCGAUACAGCAACGUUUUAUCAACAACUCCCAUAACAUCGGCCCACAUAAUUACAUAUUCUUUUAUUUUAUAUAUAUAUAUAUAUAUAUAUAUAUAUAUAUAUAUAUAUAUAUAUAUAUAUAUAUAUAUAUAUAUGAUUACCAGUUAAACUGAAAGUGAAAUUAUUAGUAUUAUUAUUCAUAUUCAUACGUACGGAAAAAAAACAUCCCUUACAGAAAAGUCACGUGAAUUUCACACAUUUUUUCCCCCACACGCGAGCUUUUCUCACGUUCUUUCACGACAUUCCUUUGUUACUUGUUUUUAUUCCCCCAACACUUCCAGCUUUAUUUAUUAAUUCAUUCAUGUAUUAUUUUCACGACGAUUUUCUCCAUCUGGUUUACUUUGUUUUGGUUUUAUUUCUGACACGCGGUCACGUAUCAUUCACGGAACGUCACGUGUUCGCUUGAGUUCACGGUGAAACACGGUGAGACGCGUCCUCGCUUGUCGGGGGGUUGUUUUUUUUUUGGGGAGGGGGAGCCCCCUAGUGGCACGGCACGGCGCUGCGUCCGUCCGUUCCGUAUGAAAGCACCUGUUGAUGAGCGGAACACUGAUUUAGAAGUAAACGUGCGAGAGGUCUUCUUUCAGAACGCUUUUCCGUCCAUACCGAUACCGUAAAGCUCCGUAUCGGGCGAUCCGAUCAUCUCUCGGACGUAUCGGUCGGGCCUCGGGUUUUGAAUCGUCCUGAAACUUACCCAGCUGGAUUUUGUCGCUCCGGCUUCCCUGCUAGACGAAACCUUGGCCAUUCGCGCGUCUAGAAACUCGCAUUGUGCCGUUAUUAAUAAUCAACGAGCGCGCUAGCUUUCUGAAGGCACGCUGUAGCAUGUGUGUCAGAAGAAGGAGAGAAAACGAUUCGGUAACACAUCAGGAGUAAGGGAGGAACUUCACGCUUUCUCCAGUCGGGUUUUGUUUUAUUAACGAGGCGUUCUGUUUUAUUUCUGCGACCCGAAGCUUACCUCACGAGUCCUGCGUACUGACGAACUUCUCGCGCUAACGUGUUUGCGUGAGAUGGUUUCUCACGGCUCGGUGGAACAGCCGCUCUGCACUUUAUUCUAUCUUACGCAUUUCAGGGGUUUUUUGUUUUGUUUUUUUAUUAUUUUUUUUUUAUUAUUGUAUUUAUUGUUUUUAUUUUUCCCCACGAGUGGAUGUAGAUAUAAGAGCUUUAUUUUUUAUUUAUUUUCUUAAUUUUUGUUCAGUCACUGUAUAUUUAUGACGUGGGAAAUGAUUAUUAUUAUUGUUGUUUUUUUUUUGUUGUUGUUUUUUUUUUCCAUUUGUGAACACUGAGUCGAUGUUUUCUUCGUAGAUUUAUAAGAACGCGUAGUUGCCUGAUGGGUAAAUAUUUAUACUGCUUUACAUUUUUGUGCUGAAUACCAGGUUAAAGGAAUUUUUAUUAUUAUUAUUAUUAUUAUUAUUAUUAUUAUUAUUAUUAUUUGCUCCGAAUUUACUCGAGAUGUUUUUGUUGUCUGAUGUUUGCUCGCGUAGUUUUGCACGGGAGCUGCGGAGAUGACCGCUAACAAAAAAACAAAACGCUCGGACCGCCAUCAUCACGAGCGUCAAACACGUUCACACCGAAAUACUCGCGAUGCGUUCAGCGUAGCAGAUUCUGGUGUGGACGGUGGGGAGACGACGUCAUCGCCAGCGCGGUAACAAUAGCGUUUAAUAGAAGGAAAACUUUUUCAAACGCAAGGAAUAACGCUCAGGUUUUGCUGUUAGCUUCUAAAAAUAAAAGUCCCCCACUCACCCCCACCCACCUUUUUCCAAGCAGCUCACGGUCGAAGAAAACGCCGGACCCGGGUCCGAGCGUGGAAAGCCGAUGUUUGAGCGGAUGACGAGGCGAGAGAGAGCGUGGCGGGGUAAAACGCUAAAGCGCCGCUGCACCACGCUGUCUGUCAGCAGGUAGUGGAAUGGCGUCGUGUGUACUGCAGGAAAGCAAAGUGAAAAUUGGGCGAAUUUAAACGGAAAAUCAUUCUUGGACUGAGUUCCUUCAACGGCGAAGAAGCUCAUCGUUCCGCGUCGUCACUUCCUGCUUUCGAACUUCCGGGAGAGCGUGUCCGUGACGCUCCAGCGUCCCGCCGAGGUCCCGCAGCUUCGUGACGAAGAUGUUUACGGAAGAGAGGAAAUAUUUUUGGGUGACUUUAGAGGUUCAUUAGUGACGUUGGAUUAGUCUCGUCGCUCCAGUGCAAAAAAAAAACAAAAAAAAAACUGGAGCAAACGUCAGAGCAAGACUCGCAUUUUAUUUCCUACAGGAAAAAAAGAACUAUAGGUUAAAUAGGUUUUUUUUUUUUCGGCGAGACCGUUCCUUUCCUCUGAGCUUUACUCGGCUGUACGUCGUUCCGAUAUAUAGCGGGACGGCGGAAUGGAAUUCCUGUCUUCAGGAACGAUGUCUUGAUUAUUUGCACGUGCGAACGUUUUCACACGUCCAGCGCGACUGGUGAAAGAGCGACGACGUGAACGGGGCGUUCAAAGGGAAAACGGAGAAACGUUUGAACACGCGGUUGGGACGUGACGGUGGAGGGUUUUGCACGUUGCGGGUGAAGCGGGGGUCGUGUCGGGUGAUUGCGUGGAGAAGGAGAGAGGAGAGCGUGUGAUUGGAUGAUUGGAUGUGGAUACGAAGGAAGACGAGUGGAAAACGUACAGCGGCGUGUAGCAUCUGUCGUCUUUGAUGUGUUUUUUUUUACAGAUCUUAAAUAUCUCGGGUGCGUGCGUUUACUCCAUUUCCAGAUCAUAACAAGGACAGUUUUAUUUGAUUUUGUGAAAUUUGAAUGUUCAAAUAUUUGUACCCCCCAGGGAUAAACACUAAGUUUAAAAAUACCACUUUCCGAAGCAAAUUAACGUUUUUAUGACGUUUUAUUUGAUCCGAGGUGCCAAUUAUUGUUAACAAAGGCUAAUUUUUCCAUUUUUACGUGCGUUUUUUUUUUUUUUCUUUUUUUUCCUCCAGAUGUGCGGCAAGCCACAGAAACAAAACGGAGAGGGGCGGACCCCGACACCGCGAGUCCCGCCUUUUCGUUUUCUGUUGGCUGACGAGACGGAGGCUCGUGACGUCACAGGUCAGAGGUCACCGAGAUAACGUCGACGGCACAGCAGUUAAACACGUGCCCUUUCCCCUUCGGUGAAUUUCUCUUUAACUUUAGCUGAAAAAGCAGAAUAGUCGAUCGCCGUAGCAACGGGUCAAAAACGGUCAAAUUCUAUGACCACGCCAUAAACGUCGGCACCUCUGCAUCGAUCCAGAUGUACGUUUAUGUUAAAUUUGUCGUAGCGGUAAGUCUCAGUACGAACGUGUAGGACGUUUUCUCAGGAAAACAUUUAACAUUGUCUAGACCGCAAUCGAUGCAUCGUCGCGGUGAAACGACGUUUUGGUCAUUUUGUCAUCUCAGAAAACAUUGUAAAAAAAAAAUGAAAAUAAGAAAUCCCAGGAUCUCGGAAACCAAGUAAAAAAAAUAAAAUAAAAAAAAUUUAAAAAGCUAUAGAAGGAAAAUGGUGUCAAUCAAAAAUAUAUAAAAAAUAAAUAUUAUAUCCGCGCUUCCUUAGGUCACAAGUACAGCAUGAAUUUUAUUUAACGCCUUUAAAUGUGAAUAGUUUCAUCGUAAAUAUCCUACUAGAGAUCCGUCUAUACGAAGUCGUCGUAGACUAUAAUAAGGUCAUAUAAGGUUAUUAAAGGUCAACCUGUAGUAUUUAGGCAUUACGGAUUAGCCGGAUUGUGUCGGACGGCUCAUGCGCAUAUUUAAAUUAGCGAGUGAGAUGGAUGUUGUAAUAUAGAUUAACUAUCCGGACGAGUAGAUGAGCUUUAUUCCUGCAUUAGGUGCACGUGUGUGGAGAUCGGAGUCUUCCUUCCAGUCGGUCCAGUUUAAAGGUGCUAAGAACUUUUUGAUAUACGCUGACGCUAUUAGGGAAAAAUUCAACGACGGAAGGAAGAGGGGAGAAAAAAAAAAAGCUAGCGUUGUGCUUUAACUCGGAAUGCUAACUUCCUUUAAGCGUGAAGGGAAAAAAAAAAUACAAAACGUUGCUUAAAUUGAAUGUAAACACACACACACACACACACACACGCACUUCCAGGAGUCCAUCCAUUUUAGUUUUCUGACUCGGUCAUGUCAGUGUUGUACUUAACGUGUCGGACGUUUUCUUACCAUCGUCGAUGAAAUGCUUCUAAAAUCUAAUAUGCAUAACCUGUAACAUGGUGCUGAACUUUGUAGACUUUGUCGCUAAACGCCAUAGGAAUGCCUUGUUGUUGGGAAAAGUAACAGUGGCGUGAACGCCGGCUAACGCUCGGCCAGGCCUCAAAGCGGCCGAUUAAAGAAAGAUUUGCAAUCGAA